AUGGUCCUUACUAUUCAGGGUUGUGGAGGUGUGCUGCUAACAUAUCUGGAUUGUGAAGAUGUGGUAUUCACUACUCUGGAUUGUUGUGGAGCUGUUGCAUCUACAACUUUGGAUUGUGGAGCUGUGAUGUUAACAUCUAUAGGUUGUGGAGUCCUGGUGCUUACUAUUGAGGGUUGUGGAGGUGUGCUGCUAACAUAUCUGGGUUGUGAAGAUGUGGUAUUCACUACUCUGGAUUGUUGUGGAGCUGUUGGGUCUACAACUGUCGAUUGUGGAGCUGUGAUGUUAACAUCUCUUGGUUGUGGAGACAUGGUGCUUACUAUUGAGGGUUGUGUGUGGAGGUGUGUAACUAACAUAUCUGUGUUGUGAAGAUGUGGUAUUCACUACUCUGGAUUGUUGUGCAGCUGUUGGGUUUACAACUGUGGAUUGUGGAGCUGUGAUGUUAACGUCUAUAGGUUGUGGAGUCAUGGUGCUUACUAUUGAGGGUUGUGGAGGUGUGCUGCUAACAUAUCUGGGUUGUGAAGAUGUGGUAUUCACUACUCUGGAUUGUUGUGGAGCUGUUGCGUCUACAACUUUGGAUUGUGGAGCCAGGAUGUCAACGUCUAUAGGUUGUGGAGUCCUGGUGCUUACUAUUGAGGGUUGUGGAGGUGUGCUGCUAACAUAUCUGGAUUGUGAAGAUGUGGUAUUCACUACUCUGGAUUGUUGUGGAGCUGUUGGGUCUACAACUGUGGAUUGUGGAGCUGUGAUGUUAACAUCUCUUGGUUGUGGAGACAUGGUGCUUACUAUUGAGGGUUGUGUGUGGAGGUGUGCUGCUAACAUAUCUGGGUUGUGAAGAUGUGGUAUUCACUACUCUGGAUUGUUGUGGAGCUGUUGGGUUUACAACUUUGGAUUGUGGAGCUGUGAUGUUAACCUAUAUAGGUUGUUGGGUCAUGGUGCUUACUAUUGAGGGUUGUGUGUGGAGGUGUGUAGCUAACAUAUCUUGGUUCUGAAGAUGUGGUAUUCACUACUCUGGAUUGUUGUGGAGCUGUUGCAUCUACAACUUUGGAUUGUGGAGCUGUGAUGUUAACAUCUAUAGGUUGUGGAGUCCUGGUGCUUACUAUUGAGGGUUGUGGAGGUGUGCUGCUAACAUAUCUGGAUUGUGAAGAUGUGGUAUUCACUACUCUGGAUUGUUGUGCAGCUGUUGGGUUUACAACUGUGGAUUGUGGAGGUGUGGUGUUAACGUCUAUAGGUUGUGGAGUCAUGGUGCUUACUAUUGAGGGUUGUGGAGGUGUGCUGCUAACAUAUCUGGGUUGUGAAGAUGUGGUAUUCACUACUCUGGAUUGUUGUGGAGCUGUUGCGUCUACAACUUUGGAUUGUGGAGCUGCGAUGUUAACGUCUAUAGGUUGUGGAGUCCUGGUGCUUACUAUUGAGGGUUGUGGAGGUGUGCUGCUAACAUAUCUGGAUUGUGAAGAUGUGGUAUUCACUACUCUGGAUUGUUGUGGAGCUGUUGGGUUUACAACUUUGGAUUGUGCAGCUGUGAUGUUAACCUAUAUAGGUUGUGCAGUCAUGGUGCUUACUAUUGAGGGUUGUGGAGGUGUGCUGCUAACAUAUCUGGGUUGUGAAGAUGUGGUAUUCACUACUCUGGAUUCUUGUGGAGCUGUUGCGUCUACAAAUUUGGAUUGUGGAGCUGUGAUGUUAACGUCUAUAGGUUGUGGAGUCCUGGUGCUUACUAUUGAGGGUUGUGGAGGUGUGAUGCUAACAUAUCUGGGUUGUGAAGAUGUGGUAUUCACUAUUGUGGAUUGUUGUGGAGCUGUUCAGUCUACAACUGUGGAUUGUGGAGCUGUGAUGUUAACGUCUAUAGGUUGUGGAGUCCUGGUGCUUACUAUUGAGGGUUGUCAGGUAUGCUGCUAACAUAUCUGGGUUGUGAAGAUGUAGUAUUCACUACUCUGGAUUGUUGUGGAGCUGUUCGGUCAACAACUGUGGAUUGUGGAGCUGUGAUGUUAACAUCUCUUGGUUGUGGCGUCAUGGUGCUUACUAUUGAGGGUUGUGUGUGGAGGUGUGCUGCUAACAUAUCUGGGUUGUGAAGAUGUGGUAUUCACUACUCUGGAUUGUUGUGGAGCUGUUGCGUCUACAACUUUGGAUUGUGGAGCUGUGAUGUUAACGUCUAUAGGUUGUGCAGUCCUGGUGCUUACUAUUGAGGGUUGUGGAGGUGUGCCGCUAACAUAUCUGGAUUGUGAAGAUGUGGUAUUCACUAUUCUGGAUUGUUGUGGAGCUGUUGCGUCUACAACUUUGGAUUGUGGAGCUGUGAUGUUAACGUCUAUAGGUUGUGGAGUCCUGGUGCUUACUAUUGAGGGUUGUGUGUGGAGGUGUGCUGCUAAGAUAUCUGGGUUGUGAAGAUGUGGUAUUCACUACUCUCGAUUGUUGUGUAGCUGUUGCGUCUACAACUUUGGAUUGUGGAGCUGUGAUGUUAACGUCUAUAGGUUGUGGAGUCCUGGUGCUUACUAUUCAGGGUUGUGGAGGUGUGCUGCUACCAUAUCUGGAUUGUGAAGAUGUGGUAUUCACUACUCUGGAUUGUUGUGGAGCUGUUGCAUCUACAACUUUGGAUUGUGGAACUGUGAUGUUGACAUCUCUUGGUUGUGGAGUCAUGGUGCUUACUAUUGAGGGUUGUGUGUGGAGGUGUGCUGCUAACAUAUCUGGGUUGUGA
This is a messenger RNA of Paramuricea clavata, 2680 nucleotides long. The record is from the annotation of a GenBank genome assembly. Lineage: Eukaryota; Metazoa; Cnidaria; Anthozoa; Malacalcyonacea; Plexauridae.